Messenger RNA from Brassica oleracea var. oleracea, 3563 nucleotides. RefSeq names its product protein CHROMATIN REMODELING 24. The record is from RefSeq and is a predicted model, not a curated record. Gene Ontology annotation, molecular function: ATP-dependent chromatin remodeler activity; ATP binding; DNA translocase activity. The transcript is spliced from 22 exons. The coding region runs from base 130 to 3381 and encodes 1083 amino acids. NCBI's taxonomy places the organism in Eukaryota, Viridiplantae, Streptophyta, Magnoliopsida, Brassicales, Brassicaceae.
GGCAUUAAUAUGUGUAUUGGAACUCUCAGAAAAUCUUUCAAAUUUCAAAAGCUCCAAGGAAAGGCGGGAUUCUCUCUCCUUUAUUAGUACAAAAUCUCAUCAUCGGGAGACGCAAACACAUCUGUGGCGAUGGCGGAAAACACGACCAGCACUAGAAGAAAGCCUCAGAGCUUGAACGAUCGUCACUAUCGUCUCCUCCAGGAUCUCUCUGCGCCUCCUAAACACGCCCCCUCUUCUUCUUCCACCCAUGAAGAAGAUGAAGGAACGAAGAUAAAGCUCGCGGGACGGCGUCGUUUAUGCAAGGCCUCGGUGAAGGAAGAUGUAUCGGAUGAAGAUGAUGAUCCUGAUUUGGCUGAUUUCGAUUCCCCAGGUAAAGGAGAUACACCACUGGAGAGAGCUGAAACUGGGAACAAGUUCACAUCUUGGGAUGAGGAAUCGAAGGAAGCUAAAACAGAGGUGGGUGAGGCGCCUAGCUUUUCGAUGAUCACAGACUUUGGUUCACCUUCACCUCAUCUUGAGCAAAGGCAAGGUGGUGGAGGACAGAACGAGAUUAUGGAUAUUUUGGAUGAUUUGACCUCUAAGCUCGGGACUAUGUCUAUUAAGAAGAAAAAAGAUAUCCAAAGCAGUGACUUUGAGAGUGUUAAACCCUCAUUUUCCUUGAUAUCGGAUCUAUCCGAGUCAUCCUCGUCAGAUGUCGUUACCACAACUAAAGCUGGUGCUGAUAGUCUCGGUGACAGGCAAGGGAAUGUUGGUUUUGCCAUCCGGGAAGAGAAAGCUAGUAAUGCCUUUGCAGGCGAAAGUGGGGAAAGAGUUUCAAACGUUGGAAAGCAGCAACCUUUUUCUGGUCAGCAGCACUAUGUUGAUAAGUCUGAAGGGUAUAAACAGGAAUACUAUCUCGACCGUGGGAAGGGCAAACUCGAAGAAGUUGACCGAAGUCUGAAGACGGCUAGACAUGUAGAGCUCAGUGAGAAGCUAAGAUCAGUGGGAAGGUCGAAUGUUGCUAGGCUAAGAGAUUUAGACGAUGAUGAUGAUGAUGAUGACUGUGUUGUGUUGACUGGGAAAAAGGCGGCUGAAAUGAAAAUCCAUCUUGAAAAGCCUAAAAAGCCAGCUCGGAGUCACAACACUGCAACACAUGCUUAUGAAGAGGAAGUGUCGGAGGAUGAAGGCUCCAUCACUUUCACUGGCCCCAAAUCUUCUUACACACUGCGUGGGAAGAUUGCAACAAUUUUAUAUCCACAUCAGAGGGAAGGGUUGAAGUGGCUCUGGUCAUUGCACAUCCAAGAGAAAGGUGGAAUACUUGGAGAUGAUAUGGGUUUGGGUAAAACUAUGCAGAUAUGUAGCUUCCUUGUCGGUUUGUUCCACUCGAAGUUGAUCAAACGUGCCCUGGUAGUGGCACCAAAAACCCUGCUGCCUCACUGGAUGAAAGAAUUAGCUACCGUGGGACUUUCACAAAUGACUAGGGAAUACUACGGCACUUCUGUAAAAGCCCGAGAGUAUGAUCUCAACCACAUUCUACAGGGCAAAGGUGUUCUUCUAACGACUUAUGAUAUCGUGCGGAACAAUACAAAGGCUUUGCAAGGUUAUCAACUGUAUACUGAUGAUGAUGACGAUGAUGACAUCAAAUGGGACUACAUGAUUCUGGACGAGGGACAUCUUAUCAAAAACCCCAGCACGCAAAGGGCGAAAAGUUUGCUUGAGAUUCCAAGUUCUCACCGUAUAAUUAUAAGUGGUACACCAAUCCAAAAUAAUUUAAAGGAACUGUGGGCUUUAUUCAAUUUCAGCUGCCCCGGGCUCCUUGGUGACAAGAAAUGGUUUAAGGACAAUUAUGAGCAUUACAUUCUUCGUGGAAAUGACAAAGAUGCCUCUGAUAGAGACAAGCGAAUAGGCUCAACAGUAGCAAAGAAAUUGAGGGAGCAUAUUCAACCUUUCUUCUUGCGGCGCCUUAAGAGUGAAGUCUUUGGUGAUGAUGCCACAACCUCCAAACUUUCAAAGAAGGACGAAAUUGUUGUAUGGCUACGGUUAACAGCUUGCCAGAGGCAAAUAUAUGAGGCUUUCUUAAACAGUGAAAUUGUUCUGUCAGCUUUUGAUGGUUCGCCUCUAGCAGCUCUUACGAUUUUGAAGAAAAUAUGUGAUCAUCCGCUUCUCUUGACUAAGAGGGCUGCUGAGGACGUCCUCGAAGGAAUGGAAUCAACAUUAACACAGGAAGAAGCAGGCGUGGCAGAGAGAUUGGCUAUGCAUAUUGCAGACAAUGUGGAUACAGAUGAUUUUCAGACCAAGAAUGACAGUAUCUCUUGCAAAUUGACAUUUAUCAUGUCACUACUGGAAAAUUUGAUUCCAGAAGGGCACCGUGUUCUAAUCUUCUCCCAGACACGCAAGAUGCUAAAUCUCAUUCAGGAUUCUCUUACUUCCAACGGUUAUAGUUUCUUGCGGAUUGAUGGUACAACAAAAGGCCUUGACAGAUUGAAGACUGUUGAAGAAUUUCAAAGUGGUCAUGUGGCGCCUAUAUUUCUUCUCACAUCUCAAGUAGGUGGUCUCGGCCUUACUUUGACAAAGGCGGACCGCGUGAUUGUGGUUGACCCGGCUUGGAAUCCAAGUACUGACAACCAGAGCGUUGAUCGAGCAUACAGAAUUGGGCAAACCAAGGAUGUCAUUGUGUAUAGGUUAAUGACCUCAGCAACUGUUGAAGAAAAGAUUUACCGAAAGCAGGUGUACAAGGGAGGCUUGUUUAAAACCGCGACUGAGCAAAAAGAACAAAUCCGCUAUUUCAGCCAACAGGACCUUCGAGAACUUUUCAGUCUUCCUAAGGGAGGAUUUGAUGUUUCACCUACACAACAGCAACUAUACGAAGAGCAUUACAACCAGAUCAAACUAGAUGAAACUCUGGAAUCACAUGUUAAGUUCCUAGAAACUCUGGGUAUAGCUGGAGUGAGUCAUCACAGCUUACUCUUCUCCAAGACUGCUCCUAUUCAACCUAUACAACAGGACGAAGUAGAAGAAAUAAGGAGAAGAACAACAUCAUUCGUGGGAGGUCCAUCAGCAAAAUCAGCAAGCUCUUCACAGGACAACAUGAUCAAUGGGGCUGUGUAUGCUUUCAAACCAAAGGACGUGAAUUUGGACAAGAGAAUCAACAUUUCUCCAAUCGAUGAGAGUGAAAGGUCGGAAAGCGAGAUUAAAGCAAGAAUCAGUAGGCUAUCUAUGCUAUUCCAGAACAAGAGUAUGGUCGCAAGUUUACCUGACAGAGGAGCAAAAAUACAGAAACAGAUUGCUGAAUUGACUCGAGAGCUCGAAGAAAUAAAGGCAGUGAAAAGCAACGAUAUGCCUCAUCAAGUUAUUGACUUGGAGGAUAUAAGCCAGAAGAUGCACAAAGGAUUGAAUCUGUAGGAGUAAGAUGAGAAAAAUGCGAUGACCAACGUACGCUUUAUUGCUAUUUUUUUGUUUCUCGCCAGAUCUUUGAUUGGUUGAGUUCAUGAGUUGACAAGUCAAUUACCAAAUGACUUGUUGCUCAAGCUAUAAACGGCUAUUGAUAUUUCUCCGGUGUAUUAAACCAGAUUUUUUUCUUUUCA